Molecule: messenger RNA, 134 nt
Organism: Paramecium primaurelia
Lineage: Eukaryota; Ciliophora; Oligohymenophorea; Peniculida; Parameciidae
Source: the annotation of a GenBank genome assembly
AUGUUUAUAGAAAAACCAAGUUUUUGUAUAGAACUUUCCAAACAUGAAAAUGCUCCUUAACAGAUUGUAUAAAAGCUCUUACUAUAAAAUCAGAAUACUACAAGUAUUUUAUAUGUAAUUAUUAAGCUUAAUGA